Molecule: messenger RNA, 1560 nt
Organism: Apis cerana (Asiatic honeybee)
Lineage: Eukaryota; Metazoa; Arthropoda; Insecta; Hymenoptera; Apidae
Cellular component (GO): mitochondrion
Source: RefSeq, a predicted model, not a curated record
UUGAAUGUCAAAUCUAUUCUAUACAUAGUCUAUGUCUAUUCAAAAUAGUUAUUGUAUGUAUCAAUAAUUUAUAAUAUGUUUUAUAUGUAUAUAUAUAUAAGAUAUAACCGGAUUGUAUGAUAUUUUUACAUUAUUACAUUGUUGAUUCUUGAAUUAAUAUGUAUUCAAAAAUUAUAUAUGUAUAAUAAGUUGUAGGAAUUAUUUUUAAAGGUUAAUUGUUUCAUUGAAAUUGUGCUGUAACAUUAUUUUUUAUAUUUGAAAAGGUAUUUAUUUUGUAUAAUUAUACGUAAUUAUAUUUUAUACGUAAUAUAAUAUAUCAUUUAUAUGUAAUGUAAUAUAUCAACAAAACUUGCUCAUAAGAAUGCUUUGAAGAAUUUAAGAUGGCGCUAUUACGAAUCAGCAAUUCACCUAAUUUAUUAACAACUUUAUCGCAAAUCUCGUACACAGCACGUACGCCAUUAGGUGAAAUACAAUACACACGAUACACAUCUGUGCAUCGUAUGAAAAAUCUUCAUAUUACAAGUGUCCGUCGUUAUCCUGAUCCACCCACUAUACCGCUUCCUACAAACAUCUCUGAAAUAUUUGCAAAUGAGACCGGCAGAUUUACUCCUGAAAGAACACGAGACAUUGCCGCACCGAUACUACUAUAUGGCAAGAAUGAUUGCACAUCAUUUUCCUUGGAACAAUUAAUAAAACCGAAAGAACAUUUGAGUAAUUUGGAAAACUGUAAUGACACGCAUAUAGAUUCAUAUGAUUGUUUUGGAGCGAUUAGUUUAAAUGGUACGAUGCAAAGCAAUGUACCGAAACCAUUUUGCUCCAAUGGAAAAUCAACACAUUUGAAUAUGCCGGGUGGUCAAUGGGCCAGAGAUGGAAAAUUUAUCGCAGAAGAUAUGCAGAAAUCGCAUUAUAGAAGCAAUCGUUUAGAAUUGAAACUGAAUAAAAGCGGUUUAAUAAGUCAUGUCACAGUAAAUAAUCUUUUCCAAGCAAUGUAUAACUCAAAAUAUAUCUAUAGUAUGGGAUAUUCAACAAAUAGAUCGUUAAAUAAUUUAUCAAAAUCUGAUGAUAAACAACAACAAGAACAGGAGAUUAAAGAAAAAAAAUUGUUGAGCAAAAAAGAAAGAUUAAAAAUUAUAAUAAAGGAUUAUGGAAUUACUAUUACCAUAUUUCAUAUAGGAAUUUCUCUGAUAUCUUUGGGUGCUUGUUACGCAGCAGUAGUUAGAGGCAUAGAUUUAAAGCCUGUCAUUCAAAGCAUUUUCAACUUAGAAAAUGAACAAAUAGAAGGUAUCCUUGGUAAUUCGUCAACUUUUCUGGUUGCGUACGGUAUUCAUAAAUUACUAGCGCCCAUUCGACUUUCAAUAACAUUAGGUACAACACCAUUUCUUAUAAAACGAUUAAGAAAACUCGGAAUUCUUAAGUCUUCAAAGGAAAUAAAAUUAAAUGCAUAAGAAUAAUACUUAAGUGAAUGAUUCUAAUUAUUUGUAUUAUACGCUUUGUAAUCUUUAUAAUUUAUAAAAAUUGUAUAAGUUAAUUUGAUGAAAUAAAUUUAUAUACACAUAUAAA